AGAGAGUGCAGUGCGCAGGAACAACAGGAAUCGAUUGAAAGUUGCUUGUUGCUGUCUUUUUCGGUGUUAAAAGAAGUGAUACCCGUAUUUCUACCUGUAGUUCGCGUUGAAAUAAUUCACUUUUAAUUCGUUGAUUCCUGAUUUUUUAUCGUCUUUGUCGUUUCUCAACUUUCUCGCGAGAAACGACCCCCAUAUUUUCGUUUCGUUUGGAGGUUAAUGGUAUAUUUCGCGGGAGUAUGUUUUUGUCUGCGAAUUAAGCUGUCUUUGUGUCUUAAUGUCGACAUUUUAAUGCACAAUGAGUCCUCCAGGCACAAUUUCAUUGCGGAUUGACUUAGAUACAGCCAACGAUGAAAAAAUAUGCAACCUAAUACCUUUUGUCAGACUUCAUAGACUGGAACUGAGCGGUCAACGCCUAGCAAACAACGGAACUAUCAUAAAAACUAAUACCAUCACAAGAAAUAAAAUAAUUAGACAUUCUCCCUCUCCCCCUUCUCUCAAGAGAAGUAGAGGAAGAGGACAAGAAGCAAAAUCUCCUGUACUUCCAAGUACUCACCUCAUAGAUGACACUGAAACUAGCACAAGAAGUAAAAUAAUUAGACAGUCUCCCUCUCUAUUUCCUCUGAAGAGAACUAGAAGGGAACUAAAAGCAAAAUCUCUCGUAUUACAAAGUCCUCACCUCUUAGAUGAUGAAGAAACUGUCUUGAAUAAUAACCCAAAUAGACAGUCUCCAUCCUCACCUUCUCCAAAGAGAAAAGGAAAAAUGGGACUAGAAGCAAAAUCUACUGUACUACAAAGUGCUACCCUCAUAGAUGACAAUAUAUUUGCUAAAAAAAAUAAUUCUUCUAAACAGUCUCCUCCCCAUUCUGUAAGGAGAAUUGUAACAAGGGGUCAAGACUCAAAAGGUCUUGAUGCAAGGCCUUUUAAAUGUACUUUGUGCAUGGAAUGCUUCCAUACCAGCGUCCUUCUAGCUGUACAUAUGAGAAUCCAUGACAAAGAUAGUGAUGAAGAAGACGAAGAUGAAGAAGAUGUAGAUGAUGUUGAGGAUUUUGAACAGAUUGAUGUCGAUUCAGAUGAUACGAGUGUUGAAAAUGAAUCAAACAGACCUGGCCUUUUGAACUCAUCCUUAUCCAGGGAAAAUGAAAACUUGCCUCAGAAUAUUCGUAUCAGUUCAAUAACAUCUGGCAGGAAUUCUAAUUACAAUUCCAAAACCCUUUCUACUACCGACGAGGAUUCUGUCAGCAGUGUGAUUUCCAAUGGUGGUCUUCCUAGUCCUAAAAGCAACUCAACAGCAGUAGAGUUACCACAGAAAAGAAGAGGGCCCAUCAAGCUACUGAAAUGUAAGGAAUGCCCAGCAUCUUUCUCCCAGCAGUGGUAUUUAGACCUCCAUCUAAUUCUUCUGCAUUACAUCAAUAACAAAAAUUCUUCCAUAAAAUGUCCUGGAUGUACUUCUAUAUUUGUAAAUGAACAUCACCUUAGACAGCAUAUUGAAACAAGUCAUAGUCUGCAUUUAACUAUUAUGAAUAAUGAGAUAAGUUCCGCUUUGGGUCUGACAACAGAUGCUCUGACUGGUGAACAUAUAAAAAAUCAAAAGAAAAGAGGACCAGUUCCACUUUUAAAUAGUUUAGAGCAGUCUCACCAGGUCAGACGCUCAUUUCAUACUUCAAUUCCUAAUAAUUUGCCAAGUAAUUGGCACAUGGCCUCUUCAUAUGAACGAGAUCAACUUAUUGAGCUCUUAGAAGCAGAGCUGAAGUAUAUAGCACUCGAGCGAAACAGACUGGGUGAUCAUUUUUCCUACUCUGACAUUCAGCGUUUAUCUCUUCAAAUCUGUGAAUAUCUUCAAGUUUCAAAUUUCUUUGACAACCUUCCACCCAAAAGAUGGGCACAAAAAGUACUAAUAAAAGUCCGCCAAAUUCCGCGACCUGGUAGAUUUCGCUUUGUUCAUAACGUUAAUGCAAGCUAUCUAAAUGCUGUCAGUGAGCUUUCCAACCGGGGGCUAUCAGAAAACAAAAUAUUUUAUGCAUUUGAAGCAAGAAUUUGUGAUGUGAAGAAAGAUGGAAUUGCUCAAAGAGUUCCAAAAACACCUAUUGGGGCUACAAGUCCUGAUGUUUCUGUUGAAGACACUAUAUGCACUGUUCUUUGUACCAAUGCAAAUGGCUCAGUGCUUUUACAACCAACCAUUGUUUUUCGGAAUCAAAUUGCAGAUGUCAAAAGCCUUCACAAACUCAAGGCUUUGAAAACCACAUAUCCUUCUAGAGACUUUCUAGAGAAUGAUUAUUUCCAUGAGUGGUUUGCACAAUUCCUCCUAGCUGUUCCUCCUGCAAGACCGAUUCUCCUCCUUGUGGAGGGCUGUGUAUCUCAAUUAUCAUUUCGUAUCAUCAUGAUGGCCAGAGAAAAUGAUGUACACAUACUCUUCGUUCCUAGUCGGAAACGAUUUGUCCAUUCCCAUCAGCUCAUCCGAGAAUCUCUACUGAUUCCAUUGAUGAGAGAGUUUGACAAAGAAGUUGUUAAAUAUCUGGAAACUCACAAUUUAAGCUCAUUAAAUGUGAAAGAUUUUGGUAAAGUGUUUGAACCAGCAUGGAGGGGAGCUCUACCUGAAGCAGAAACAAGGAAGAGUUUUAUCCAAUCAGGAUUCUUGCCGCUCCCUAACUCAACUGCACCUUUGGAAGUUGCUGCUAGGGACUAUUUGGAUGGAGUUAUUGCUGUAGGAAAGGGCACUAAGUCAAGUUCUGAUGUCAGCUCUCGAAAAUUGCCAAAACUUACAACACAUAAUAAGUCUACCCCUGAUGCAAGCCCUCCUGCAGCCAGUGUUGAAUCUACCCCUUCCUGUGUAACGGGUGACUCCUCAACUCUCACACCAGAAAAAAUUAAAGAGGAACCAGUUGAUUCUGAUCCAAGUGAUGAAAUUACUCAGUUGCCAGCGCUAGGGGAAAUCAAACAUGAACCUCAAGAAAGUGAUCCAGUUGACCCUCCUUUGGAUGAAUUCAAACAAGAGGUGGUUGACCUUCCUAGUAGUUCACAAGCCGUACCUCAGUUGGAGGUGGUGAAGUUUGAGGCAGAGGAACACGAGUGCUCUGGUUGCAAUAGGUCCUUUCAUUCACUUGGCGAUCUAUCCUCUCACCAGUGUAAUGUUCGACCAGCAAAUCCGCCAAGGGAGAACACUGUGGGCCAGAGUGCUAAUGAAGACUGCUACUAUCACAAAUGUUCACAGUGCAGCAUGUCUUAUGCCUUGAAAGAAUCUCUUGUAUUGCAUAGUCGUACCCACCAUUUGCCCCAAGCUGCUUCGUCGAGUGGUAAAAAAUUCCCAAAAGCCCGCUUGGUAGCUAAUCCAAGUAACGCACGGAUAGUUAAGGUUCAGCAACAGAAGGACUCUGCUGCUCCGGUCUUGAAGAGAAAAACUUUGAUAGAGGAACAAACAAAUUUGGAUAACUCAAUGCUCAAAAUGCAUAAAAAGGAGGCCUCUUUUGCUCAAGUCUUAAAGAAGAAAACUACAGAAGAGGGAGGAACUUAUUUGCAAAUGCCAAUGCACAAAGUGCCGCAUAAGGUUAUAUGGUCUCUUGAUGGUAAACCUUCUCCAACCUCCGACUCUGGGACGGAAUCUGCAUCUUCUACCUCAUCAAGAACACUCUCAGCAUCACCUGAACCGUUUAAUGAGCAUGGUGUGUCAUAUUCUUCGGCUUCAAGAUCACUACUUCCCCCUCCACCUCUUCCUGAACAUGACUACCUUGGCCAAAUAUACCAGAAUCCAGCAAGAAGAAAUGAGAUCAUUCAAAAAAGAGGAAUCUUCAACACACUCAAUUAUGAAGAUGAUACUUCAUCUCCAGUGCAAAAGAUCCUUAUUGCUAUGAAAGCUCCUAAAAAGGGCACUAUUCUCAUUCAUACUGACACAUUGUCUAAUAAAAAAGUGCAUGAAUGGAUGGAGUAAACGAAAGAAUUAAGUUCAAAUACAAACAAUUUAUAGUCAAAAUAUGUUAACCAAUUAUGUUUGCCUUUGAAUUUAUAUAUAUUUCUGUGUGAUAUUAGAGAUAGAUAUUAUUUGUGAUUAAUGUAAUGAAUCUUGUAUGUUUGAUUGUGUAGGAGCAUACAUGUAUAAUUAAUUUAUGAUUAAUUUAUGACUAAGACAUAUCGCUGACAAGAGAAAUCAGUAGAAUAACCAGUAUUUUGGAUUAUU
Molecule: messenger RNA, 4168 nt
Organism: Frankliniella occidentalis (western flower thrips)
Lineage: Eukaryota; Metazoa; Arthropoda; Insecta; Thysanoptera; Thripidae
Exons: 13
Coding region: 296-3922 (1208 amino acids)
Biological process (GO): regulation of transcription by RNA polymerase II
Cellular component (GO): nucleus
Molecular function (GO): RNA polymerase II transcription regulatory region sequence-specific DNA binding; DNA-binding transcription factor activity, RNA polymerase II-specific
Source: RefSeq, a predicted model, not a curated record